Molecule: messenger RNA, 1044 nt
Organism: Emiliania huxleyi CCMP1516
Lineage: Eukaryota; Haptophyta; Isochrysidales; Noelaerhabdaceae
Exons: 3
Coding region: 1-1044 (347 amino acids)
Molecular function (GO): protein binding
Source: RefSeq, a predicted model, not a curated record
AUGUCUGACGUGGCUCUGCGCGACAGGGUCUACUCGCCUGUCUUCAAGAGCGGCCAGUGCCGCUGGCGACUCAUCCUGCGCGCCAAGAGAAGUGACGGUGUGAAAGCGGCAUUUUCCAUCUUCCUCGAGGUGCCCGACGCGGCGACGCUGCCACAGGGCUGGACGCGGCACGCGGAGUUCAAACUCACCGUGCACAAUCAAAAGCCCUCGGGGAGAGUCACCAGACCAUACGCCUCCCAUCCGUUCAGCGCACGGAAGCCGAAUGUGGGCCACCCGGAGCUUGUGACGGUUGCGGAAGUCUGCGAGGCGGGCUCCGGCUAUGUGGUAGACGGCAAACUCGUGGUCUCUGUCAAGGUGCGCGCCCAGGCAGCGAGGCCGCCUUUCCUGUGGCGGCCGCGCCUCUGCACGCCCCUCCGAGACUGCUUCUCCUCGCCGGCCCGGCUGCGGUGGUGCAUCGAGACUUUUCCCGUGCUGCGGCCGCUCAUGUGCGAGACAGCGGCCGCCGUCGGGGAUCUGCACCUCUUCAAAAUGCUUCGCUGCUUGACCGAUGACGCAUGCCUGCUGCCUUGGGACGAGGGCACCGCGCGAGCCGCGGCGCGAGCCGGCCACCACGAGCUGCUCAAGCUCGCGCGCGGUGUCGGUUGCCCUUGGGAGGAGGAGCACAUGCUCGAGUACGCUGCAGAGAGCGGGUCGGUAGAGAUGGCUACAUGGCUGUACGACGAGGAGGGCAUCCGGUGGUCCGGCUAUGAGCCAGGAAUCGCCGCCGCGUGCGGGCACCUCCAUUUUCUGCAGUGGGCUCUGGAAGAGGGUGGUGCCGACUGGAACGCCGACAUGUACACGUGGCCGGCUGCCACGGGCCAGCUCGAUGUGCUACGCUGGCUGAAUGCGCCCCCGAGCCACCUGAGCGGAGACGGCGGCCCGCGUGGCUGGAGGUUCAAGGUCUGCUUGUAUGCGGCAGCGGGCGGUCAGUUGGAGGUGUUGCGAUGGGCGACGACAGUAGAAUCGGAGGAUGAUCCUGCUGGGACUGUCUUCUUCACAACGUGA